GCUGGACCGCAAGGCCGGAUUCUCCCCGAGCGCGAGCGCGGGUGUGCCGGGCAGGGCGCGCCGGGGCGGGGGCAACCCGGGCAGGGCGCAUCGCGCGGCCGCUACUCCGCCAUGCUCAAGCGCUGCGGUCGCCGCCUGCUGCUCGCGCUGGCGGGCGCGCUGCUCGCCUGCCUGCUGGUGCUCACCGCCGACCCGCCGCCGCCCCCGGUGCCCGCCGAGCGCGGCCGGCGCGCGCUGCGCAGUCUGGCGGGCUCCGCGGGGGCGGCCCCGGCGUCCGGGCUGGAGGCUGCAGAGGCGCCCCGGGCGCUCGUCCGCGAGGUGCACAGUCUGUCGGAGUACUUCAGCCUGCUGACGCGAGCGCGCAGGGAGGCGGGCCCACCACCCGGGGGCGCCCCCCGCCCCGCCGACGGCCCCCGGCGGCCCCCAGCCGAGCCGCUGGUGCCCCACGACGUCUUCAUUGCCGUCAAGACCACCAGAAAGUUUCACCGCGCGCGCCUCGACCUGCUGCUGGAGACCUGGAUCUCGCGCCACAAGGACAUGACGUUCAUUUUCACCGACGGGGAAGAUGAAGCCCUGGCCAGGCACACGGGCAACGUGGUCAAUACUAACUGCUCAGCUGCCCACAGCCGCCAGGCUCUGUCCUGCAAGAUGGCUGUGGAGUACGACCGCUUCAUCGAGUCAGGGAGGAAGUGGUUCUGCCACGUGGACGAUGAUAACUACGUCAACGUGCGGGCUUUGCUGCGACUGCUGGCUAGCUUCCCGCACACCCAGGACGUGUACAUAGGCAAGCCCAGCCUGGACAGACCCAUCCAGGCCACCGAGAGAGUCAGCGAGAACAAGAUUCGUCCUGUCCACUUCUGGUUUGCCACUGGCGGGGCUGGCUUCUGCAUCAGCCGCGGACUGGCCCUGAAGAUGAGUCCGUGGGCCAGCGGCGGUCACUUCAUGAACACGGCUGAGCGGAUCCGGCUGCCGGAUGACUGCACCAUCGGCUACAUUGUCGAGGCGCUGCUGGGUGUGCCCCUCAUCCGGAGCGGUCUCUUCCACUCGCACCUGGAGAACCUGCAGCAGGUGCCUACCUCUGAGCUCCGUGAGCAGGUGACCCUGAGCUAUGGCAUGUUUGAAAACAAGCGGAAUGCCAUCCACAUGAAGGGACCCUUUUCUGUGGAGGCUGACCCAUCCAGGUUCCGUUCCAUCCACUGCCACCUGUACCCGGACACACCCUGGUGUCCCCGAACUGCCAUCUUCUAGUAGCUGUGGCUGAGACCCUGUCUCUGGGCGCCCCUGGUAUCCAAAGGGCCCAGGGACCCUGUUGUGCUGCCCUGGCCUUGGCAUUCGAGGCUCCCCCAGGGCUGUGCCACGCACAUGUAUUUAGUGUCCCUGUCCGUGUAGCAGACUGCUGGGCAGUUCUGCUCUGCUGAGGAGCAGUCACAAGUGCCACUUGUCUGCCUUUCCUAGCUCUUCAGGUCUGCGGGCUCCAGAGCCCAUGUCCGGAAGGAUCUGUGCAUCAGAGGUGGCUCUGAGGGCAGUUUUACUGUUAUUACUUUGAGGUCUUUGGGCUGCUCUGCAGGAUGUGCAGGUGUCUUUACACUCCUGCUGCUCACAGACUCUGUGCUGGGGCCCCUGCACCCUGAGAUCCUGACUCUUGCCUCAGAACCCAAACCCCAAGGAUAGCUGGGCCAUGCUCAGUACAAGAAAAAUGGGUUUUGGGGUGAGUGGCUUGGGUCUCCUUCUCCCCCUGAGCUGUAGGCUGGGCACUCUGUGGCUCUGAGUAAUAGCAGCCACUGUCUGGGCCCAGGGCCCCAUUAAGUCUCCAGUGGCCAUGUGGCUGGGGGAAUAAUGACUUCCUUCCCUGCCCUCCUGGGUCGUGGGGGGGGGGCGGGGUGUCUUCCCUUUGUCUCCUCUUAUUGGGGAGUCAGAGCUAAGCAUUUUAUCUCCUCUCCAAAGUAGAGAGAAAGUCACCCAUAGUGGGUGUGUCUGUAAAUAUUGUGACAGUAUUUUUUUACUGUGCUUGUUUUUCUAAAGGGGGUGGGCAAAAAGUAGGGUGUAUUUGUUUUUGGGGGGGUAGGGGAGGGUGUUAUUUUAUCUUUUCUGUGGAUCAGAAAAAGCAGAAACCAAACUUGGGAUAAUCUUUGUUUUUAAAGCUGAUGGAAAUGUCUGAUACUUUAUGUAUUUAUGUGUCCCAACAUCUGGAUUCUCCCUGCCCUCCUCCUGCAUAUUCCUGUCUCCUGGGGCCCAGUUUGCUCACCUGGCCUCCAAGCUGCGUUGUGUCUUCUGUUUUUCUUUCUGCAAAUACUUAGCUAGGGAAGCAAGCGAUAAGGGAAAAUUUCUCAGGGAAUUGAUGUGUGGUUGCUAUGGUGACAUCCUUUGCUGUGAAUAAAGGUGCUUUGGGGCAACCUGGGGGUUCUGGUCUUGGUUAGAUGCUGGGCCUGAGCUGCAGGUCCAAAGAAGUGUCUGCAUUUGGGAUGGGAGCUCAGUCCUGUUUCCCUUGCCACGGUGGGAAAUGGUGCAGAACCCUCUGAGCCAACUAUUAUAGAAGAAAACUUGGGAUCUUGCAGGUGCCUGAAAGGUGUGGUCAACCCAGGACACCUAUGAUGUAGUCAGGGGGUUACCAGAUCCCCAGUUUCUACCCAGGAGAACAACUCCCAGACUCUGGUACCCCUGCCUGAUCUGAAUCUACUGCCUGGGUGUCUGUUGCUCUUUGACCUGGCCUGAAACGUCUUUUUCCUCACUCCAUUCCCAUCACAAACCCUCAGAGGCCACAACCUUGUCCCAUUUUGCACAUGGGGACACUGAGGCUCAGUGUAGGUGAUCCCCAAGCCCAGGCAGCUGGGCUGGUAGGGUGGUAAAAUGCUCAACCUCAGGAUAGUCUGGCCUUGGAUUCCAGCCUCCUCUCCCUCCCUUGUUUGGGGAGGUUAGGGGAGUCCCAUGGGGCUGCCCCAUUGGGUCUCCAGCCCUCACCUGGAUCUAUCUCAGGGGUGUUGGCCAGGAUUUAGACUCUCUUUUUUUUCUUCAGAAAGUAGCUUCUUGGCCCUUUCUUCUUGAAAUGCAGCCUUUGGGGGUGGGGGGCAGGGCUGCACUAGCCUCCAUCUGGGGAAUUCCCUCCUCACCCCGCUCCUGGCAGCUGGGGCAGCCUUCACUUCCUCUUCCUCCAAAUGAGACACCUCCCUGCCCCCCUGCAGGUCCUUGCUCUGUGGCCUGAGCUCCUGGUUCCCUGUGACUGCCACACACUCCUGUCUUCCCCCAACUCUGAUGCAAGCUCAUCCUUAUCAAAACAUCAGAAGGCAGGUGGGCUUUGAGACGUAUGUCCCCCCACUUGCUGAGGACAGCAUGCCAGCCCUCUUCCUCCCAGACACAUGCUCACAUAACACCCCCAAACAGGCUGGGGAGGGUCCUUCCCUAGCCCAUGCCGGUGGCUGUCCUGGCCGGGGUGGGGGUGUGUGUGUGACUGAUUGGGGUCUGACCUCUUGUCAUAGACAGCCCUGAGUCAGCAAGUGUGGUUUCCAGAACACCCAGAAGCUUUCCAGGCAAGGCCUAGGGUGGUGGGAAGGAAGAUAGCCAAACCUAUACUUGGGGGUGCCCCCAGUCUCAGCACCCCCUGUGUGCCAGGUGGGUGGAGGUGGUGACUGCAUGUCAUUGGGCGGCACCAGGCCCUGUGCUACAGACUAGGAAACCAAAAGUGUACUUGUGUGUGGGUGUCCGAGCAGAACCGCUGCUAUGCAGUAGCCUUCCCGCCUCAGUGAGUAACAGCUCCUGACUUGGCGGGUAGAGACCCAGGGCCCCAGCACUACCUCCCACAGCUGCCACAGCCUCUUGGCAGAGCUGGCACCUGGCCUGAGGGUAGAGGUGUGGCUCUGUGGCCCCCAUGGGGCUAUUGGUAGAUCGUAGCACUUGGUCUAAACACUGUAGGGGCUGGGGCACCAAAUGGAGAUGCCAGGGCAGGUGGGGAGGACCACCGUCUGAGAAAUGGGGAUAAAUGUAGUCAGGGGCCUGGCCGCGGCCUGGGAGGAGUCCACAGGCCCUUUCCUCUUCUAAACAAGCAGCUGAGGGAGGAAGGGAAGUUUCUCCUUCCUCAGAAGGGAAGCGGGCGCAGGAGAGGCCUUACAGGAACUGGGCAGCCUGAUUUCUUCCAUCCGCAGCCCUCAGGGGUGUGAGGAAGGGGCCCUCCCCUCAGAAGAUGAGUCACUGUGACCUCACUUCUCCUUGAGACAAGUGUGGGGUAGUGACGGGCCCCACCCUUGGUGGCAACAAUACCCCACACAUUGGGUUAGUGGCUGGUGGGAGACAUUCCUGGCUGGCCCACGGGGCUCCACAUCCCCUAGCCUGGCUCAGUCUGGCUCCUCCCAAACUGCUGGUAGUUUGUGGACUUUCAAAGCCAUAGGGGCUGUUGGGGUCUCAGUGGGGUCCAGCUCCCUGAGUGUCUGGGGAGCCCACUAGAGCGGGGUUUGGGAGGGGCCAGAAAGGGUGCAGGGUGGGCCCCUGCAUACUCAUUUGAAACAACUUCCCUUCCACUGGGGCCAUGCCCAGAAGACGGACUUCCCCAGAAAAAGUGUGUCUGAGCUGGAGGAAGGCUUUGUAGAGGAAGGGUAGGGAGAGCUCCAGAUAUCUGACAGUUGAGGGGGAAGGUGG
Molecule: messenger RNA, 4626 nt
Organism: Talpa occidentalis (Iberian mole)
Lineage: Eukaryota; Metazoa; Chordata; Mammalia; Eulipotyphla; Talpidae
Gene: LFNG
Product: LFNG O-fucosylpeptide 3-beta-N-acetylglucosaminyltransferase
Exons: 8
Coding region: 112-1248 (378 amino acids)
Biological process (GO): regulation of Notch signaling pathway; pattern specification process
Cellular component (GO): Golgi membrane
Molecular function (GO): O-fucosylpeptide 3-beta-N-acetylglucosaminyltransferase activity
Source: RefSeq, a predicted model, not a curated record